AAGCAGUUCAGACGACACGAAAUUCAGAGAUCCAUUCAGCAACGAACAAGAUAUUCAACCGCCACCAGUCGACGAUGGCGACACUAGAAAGCGCAGGAACUCAACUCUCAAUCAAUCUAAGGCCGACAUACCAUCCGCAAGCACCACUAAUAGGCCUAGACGCAACUCACAACUACGCACGAGCCAGGGUGUACCAAUAGAGGGUGCAGAAGUGAACUCAGCGAUAGAGGAAGACACAGCCGUCGAACCAGACGUAUCUGAGGUAGGCAAACCACGUAUAGGCAGCGGUGGCCCCCAUAGAGGCUCCCUCGUUGGCUCAGAAGUGAGGGAUUCAAACGACUGGGCGACAGGCGCAUUUACUAGAAAGUAAUUCUCACUCGCCAAGAAAUCAUCUGAUAGCCUCCCAUGUACUCCUUGUAUGCAAUAUAUCACUAAUAUCUCACUCACGCCAUAAAUGAAACAUCGUCUGCUCAAUCUCCAUGUUCCAGGGCGUUUUACAAUGAUUUACGUAAUAUAUAUGACGAAGCGCAUCCCUACGGUGUGAUGAGACAUGUAGAACAUGAUUAGGUACACUGAUGCGGUCAUACUUCCGAUAAUAACUUUAUGGCAGACCUAAUGUACGGUAGAAUAUCAUCAUACUAGAAUUUAUUUGUAGGAUCAUCGCGCCACCUUAAGUCGCAACUUUACGCCGUGCCGCCCUGAAUCACAAAAAAACAAUUUGUGUCAAGUGACAUAGUCAGUUGUCCCACUCACUUAGCACUUUAAAAAGUCAAAAAUACCCUUGAUUAGCUCUUGAAUUAUUUUACUCAAAUGGACAAGAAACGCUUUUCAGACGAGAAGAUCAAACCCUCCGCUUCGCAUGAUUCUCUCCCUGAACAAAGGGAGCCUCCAAAAACACUUACACAAAAAUUAGAGAAUCCACUGAAAGGUAUUCCUCAUGACAAACUCUGGGAGGAUGCUCUAAGUUUUGCAAAGGAGUUUGAUCUCCAAGAAGACUCGGAGUUAAUUGCGAAGGGUGCACUCGUCGCACAAGAUCCAAAGAGAUUUGAAUUACUUCCACAGCUCACAGAAGAUGACAAGGAAGCUAUCCGUCGCGAAAAAACUCAUAAGUUGCAUCAAACCAGGGAACUCUGGCUACUUGUUGCAUGUUGCAGUGUUGGAGCAGUAGUUCAGGGUAUGGACGAGACUGUCAUCAAUGGUGCCCAACUUUUCUAUCCAGAAGAUCUCAACAUAAAUCCAGACGUUGAUGUCUGGCUCUUUGGUUUAGUCAAUUCAGCGCCAUACCUCGCAUGUGCAGUAGUCGGAUGUUGGUUGACAAGUCCACUUAACAGGUUUUUCGGUAGACGCGGUACUAUUAUGAUCACUGCAUUCCUAUCCUUCGCAACAUGUAUCUGGUCAGCCGUUACCAACUCCUGGCAGCACCUUUUCGUGUCUCGCCUUUUCCUUGGUUUGGGUAUUGGUCCUAAAAGUGCAACAGUACCUGUCUUUGCUGCAGAAACCACUCCUGCAAACAUCAGAGGUGCGCUUGUUAUGAUGUGGCAGUUCUGGACUGCGUUUGGUAUUAUGCUUGGUUUCGUCGCUGAUUUGAUCUUCUACCGCGUAGGCGAUACGAGCACCAUCACGGGUCUUAAUUGGCGUUUGAUGUUGGGUUCCGCAGGUAUUCCAGCACUUAUAGUCAUGGCUGUUCUCCCUUUCAUUCCAGAGUCACCUCGUUACCUCAUGGGCAAAGGCAAGGAUUACUAUCCAAAGGCCUAUCGUGCUCUCCAGCGUCUCCGUCCACACAAACUUCAAGCAGCUCGUGACAUCUACUACAUUCAUGUAUGCAUGAAGGAAGAGAUGAAACUCAUCCAAGGAAAGUCAGCCUGGUUUAGAUUCAUUGAAUUGUUCAGUAUCCCUCGCAACCGCAGAGCGACUAUUGCAUCAUCUCUCGUAAUGUUUGGUCAACAAUUCUGUGGUAUUAACGUUAUUGCCUACUAUUCUUCCAACAUUUUCGUCAGAGCCGGUUUCGGAGAACUCAAUUCGCUCAUUGCAUCAUGGGGUUUUGGAAUGAUGAAUUUUCUUUUCGCAAUUCCAGGAUUCUUUACGAUCGAUAGAUAUGGUCGCCGUACUCUCCUCCUAGUUGGAUACCCGACUAUGUGUCUUAUGCUCGUGGUUGUCUCACUCGGGUUCCUGGCACCUUUCGACAAACAAAUCAUACCGGUUGCAAUUGGACUAUACUUGUUUACGGUACAGUACUCAUACACUUCAGGACCUGUACCAUUUAGCUACAGUGCGGAGGUGUUCCCGCUUUCACAUCGUAACCUGGGAAUGAGUCUUGCAACGGCUGUUCUCUGGUUCUUCAAUUUCAUUCUGUCCAUCACAUUUCCAGCUCUCGAGAAAGCAUUUACUACCUCAGGUGCUUUCGGAUGGUACGCUGGGUGGUGUGCCGCAUUAUUCGUCCUUGCCUUCUUGUUUGUCCCAGAAACGAAGAUGUUGACUCUCGAAGAGCUCGACCAAGUUUUUAGUACCCCUACGCACGUUCACAUUGCCUACCAGAUAAGGCAAGUUCCUUACUUCUUCAAGCGCUAUAUUCUACGUCGCAACAUCGCGAAAGAGCAGCUUUACGUAGUGGAUGAUGACCACGAUAAGAGCGAGGACAGACCAGCUGUCUAAGCAGUCCUCUACAAAACCCUUAUUCACUUAUCUAAUUUAACACCUCUUCGAUAAUUUUUUACCAAAAUUUUUCUACUCUAGGACUACUUACUAGAAAUAUGCUUAUUACGCGACUAAACCUUGUAAUAUGUAUUGUAACUAUUUGCUUGUCACGAAUAUCGAAUUU
Messenger RNA from Wallemia mellicola CBS 633.66, 2818 nucleotides. Its product is annotated as putative MFS sugar transporter. Gene Ontology annotation, molecular function: myo-inositol:proton symporter activity. Gene Ontology annotation, cellular component: membrane. The coding region runs from base 811 to 2652 and encodes 613 amino acids. The record is from RefSeq and is a predicted model, not a curated record. Gene Ontology annotation, biological process: transmembrane transport. The transcript has 10 exons. Lineage: Eukaryota; Fungi; Basidiomycota; Wallemiomycetes; Wallemiales; Wallemiaceae.